Galendromus occidentalis (western predatory mite) is the source of this 1657-nucleotide messenger RNA. RefSeq names its product succinate--CoA ligase [ADP/GDP-forming] subunit alpha, mitochondrial. Gene Ontology annotation, cellular component: mitochondrion; succinate-CoA ligase complex (ADP-forming). Gene Ontology annotation, molecular function: succinate-CoA ligase (ADP-forming) activity; succinate-CoA ligase (GDP-forming) activity. Bases 124 to 1092 code for a protein of 322 amino acids. Lineage: Eukaryota; Metazoa; Arthropoda; Arachnida; Mesostigmata; Phytoseiidae. The record is from RefSeq and is a predicted model, not a curated record. Gene Ontology annotation, biological process: tricarboxylic acid cycle. The transcript is spliced from 5 exons.
GCCGCAGGUCGUCUGCUCGGUGUAAUAGCGACGUGAAGACGAAAAAGUUCUAGAGUGCUGAACAGCCCUUAGCCGCCGGAAAAAUCUCAGUCAGUGAUAGUUCGAAGGAACAAAAAGCUGAAGAUGUUCGGUUUAAAGUUUGCUCAGCGAUCCGCUCAAUUCACGGGUCUGCGACAGUAUACCACUACGCGCGAGGCGCUGAAGAUUGGAAAGCACACGAAGCUCAUCUGCCAGGGGUUCACCGGGAAACAGGGAACUUUCCACUCAAAACAAUCCAUCGAGUAUGGAACGAAUUUCGUCGGUGGUGUGUCGCCCGGAAAAGGCGGACAAACCCACCUUGGCAAACCAGUCUUCAAUUCCGUGAAAGAGGCUGUUGAGAAAACUGGCGCCACUGCAUCUGUUAUCUUCGUCCCACCUCCCGUUGCCGCGAAAGCCAUCGAGGAAGCGAUGGAUGCUGAAAUCUCCCUCGCUGUCUGCAUCACCGAGGGCAUCCCUCAGCACGAUAUGGUCAAAGUGAAGAAUCGUCUUCUCUCCCAAAAUAAAACCCGGCUCGUCGGUCCGAAUUGUCCCGGAAUCAUCAAGCCCGAAGAGUGCAAAAUCGGAAUCAUGCCAGGUCACAUUCACCAGAAAGGGAAAAUCGGAAUCGUUUCUCGAUCCGGCACCCUCACGUAUGAAGCUGUCCAUCAGACCACUCACGUUGGUUUGGGCCAAUCGCUUUGCGUCGGAAUCGGAGGAGAUCCUUUCAACGGCACGAACUUCAUCGACUGUCUCGACAUCUUCCUUCGUGACCCAGAGACGAAAGGGAUCAUUCUCAUCGGAGAAAUUGGAGGGAGUGACGAAGAGAACGCGGCUGCCUUCCUUAAGGAGAACAACAAAGGAGCGAACGCCAAGCCUGUCGUGUCGUUCAUCGCCGGAUUAACGGCGCCGCCCGGACGAAGAAUGGGUCACGCCGGUGCUAUCAUCGCCGGUGGCAAAGGAGGAGCUCAAGAGAAAAUCGAAGCUCUCAAAGAGGCUGGAGUGCACGUCACCAAGAGUCCGGCUCAGAUGGGAGCCACAAUGAUCCAGGAAAUGACGAAACGCGGACUUGCGUAAAUCUCUAACGACCUCCGCCUUGUCAGUCCUGUGCAAUCGAUCCAUUGAGUCCUCGAUUUUUCUGUUUUCCGAAAGCACUGCUCUGGUAUGUCAGUUGGGAAGUGCGGAUUAGCGACAUCAAUAACGAAGUCUCAUGUCUCGACAAUGCCAUGACAGUCACAGUCUCUCGGCGGGGUACGUGGGUCCGGAGAAGUUUUACGAAAAAAAGUUUGAGCCAUGAGAAGAAAAUAUGUGAACGAGUUUCUGAUCGGCGUCUCUAGGCUUGCGUUCAAGCCCGGUGAAUUAUUCCAUGUUCCCCAUGACUCAUGCUUGUGUCUUCCUCCCUGCUCCCACCCGAUUGAAUAAUUCCUGUCAAAACUGACUCUAUCCUCUACGAUCCAGCUGACAGCAUGGUGAGAUUUUCGAAAUGUUGAUAACAGCAGCCAAAACGACUCCGAGAGCACAAAUGAAACAAAGAGGGAGUUUCCGGAUGGACCGAGCUACGGAGUGUUGGGCGAAAAACAGAAGUGAGAGCGUGAAUGCGGAGAAACAAAUGAAUAAAUGUUUUUUAAAAUACCUGGAAUAA